Molecule: messenger RNA, 571 nt
Organism: Sabethes cyaneus
Lineage: Eukaryota; Metazoa; Arthropoda; Insecta; Diptera; Culicidae
Product: coiled-coil domain-containing protein 115
Exons: 2
Coding region: 83-571 (162 amino acids)
Biological process (GO): vacuolar proton-transporting V-type ATPase complex assembly
Cellular component (GO): extrinsic component of endoplasmic reticulum membrane
Source: RefSeq, a predicted model, not a curated record
ACAAACUUUGCUUCGGACAAAAUGUAUUUGUGAGUAGCCCGCUCUAACUUCAGCCUCGGAUGAAUCAGUAUUGUUUGUGAAAAUGUUUUCAAAUUCCACGAUGCCGGAAACUCGUGAAGAAGUUUGCUUGUUAAUGGACGAGUUACUUAUCCGUUCGCUGGAGCUGGUGGAGCAAGAGGUAAAGUUGAAAACAACCAUCGAGGCGAUAACAAACGAAGGUCGGCUAAAUCUAGCUCAAACGCGGUACCACAAAGGACCAAACUCGGUCUCGUCGGUGCAACUACCCACUGAAGAUUACAAAGAAUUCAACGCUCUGAACACGGUGACGGAAAGCAAGGAUGACGAAGGAAUCACAAAACUAAAGUUAGAACAGCAUCCAGUGGACAAGGACAAUGGAUAUAUUGAUCCUAUUAGGUGGUUUGGUGUUUUGAUUCCACCUACAUUACAGGAUGCGCGCAAAAAGUUUACCCGAUCGGUGGAAUUUGUAGUAGAAUGUGCGAAUGUACAGAUUGAGCUAAGAAGCAUACUAUUAAAGUUUGAAGAACUUAACAAAAUGAAAAAUAAUAUGUAA